Messenger RNA from Aspergillus ibericus CBS 121593, 1779 nucleotides. RefSeq lists its product as uncharacterized. The transcript has 3 exons. The record is from RefSeq and is a predicted model, not a curated record. The coding region runs from base 190 to 1566 and encodes 458 amino acids. NCBI's taxonomy places the organism in Eukaryota, Fungi, Ascomycota, Eurotiomycetes, Eurotiales, Aspergillaceae.
CAAUGGAAGCUGUCGAAAGGUUCCCGUGGUUCCUGCAGAAACCCCUAGAGACGACACGUGACCGAUGAUGGCAUCGCAUCCGGCGCCGUGAUCCCUUUCAACCACGGCACAGAUCUCUGAGCAUCGCGCUAGGAAUACCUCUUAAUGCACGGGUAGUCUGAUUCUUCUUCCAUCUAGUCAUUGUUCACAAUGUCGGUCAUUCUCCCCAAAGAUAGGAACAAUUACCUACCGCCUCUGCCCAUCGGAACAUCCUCCCAUCACCAGGACCCUUUUGUUUACAUUGACCGCCAGGCCAAACACAUUCAGCGUAAUCUCCAGAUCCUAAUCGAUGCCCAGAGUGAAGGACUCCUAGCCGGUCUGGCGGGACCACCACGGGAUGGUACCCUCUCCAGCGGAAGUUAUACUCCAACCUCGGAGACCAGCAAUUCUCAGCGCCCCUCAACCAUACCGGUCCGGCAACCGGCUCCGGAGAAGAUUGGGCUAUCUGCUGCACGACAAGGAAUAUUUAGAUCCAUCUACGACCUACUGAAGCUUCGGGAGGAGGAGCGAGAAAUACUGACAUUCCGAAUUGAUGAAAGGAAGGAUGCAUUAGGGGAUAUUGACAAGUUCAAUACCCAUCGUGCUGGGCUGGAAAGCGCCAUCUCGACCAUCCAGGACAAUCAGGAAGGCCAGCAUACCAUAGCAUUGAGGGAGGAAAGUCGCAAGCUGGAAGGAGAUAUUCAUGAUAUGGAGACUAGGCUGUCCCAGAUGCGAGCGCGGCAUCAGCACGUUCUGCGCGAAUUAUCCCAGAUGGAGAAUUCUAUUGAAUCAAAGCUCUCUUCUUACAAAGCCUCUAUGUCCCUCCUAGACUCGAAUAUCCGGAAAUACCUGCAAACCCCUCCAGUGAAACCUCAGUCGACCAGUCCUAACGAUGCAACCUUCUACUCCUUGAAGCCUAACCGACGGACACUUGAAAUGGCACAGGAACACUGGCGAAAAGAGCAGACAAGUCUGCGAGAGAGACAACACGAAGUCAAUGCCGAAAUCGAGGCGCUCGAAGCAGGAGGCGGGGUCUGGAAACAAGUGGUUGGGGAAGUCUCUGGGUUUGAGAAACGCCUGAAGUCAGCUAUGCGCCUUUCCAUUCAGAUUCAGUCCCAGCUACUGAACCAUGAUGGCCCUUCUGGUAGCAAGUCCGAGGAGGACCUUGCCCGGACAAUGCUGGAGGAUCUGGCGCAUACCACAAAACGCGUAGAAUAUCAUCUAGAGGUUGCGGAGAAUAAAGAUUGGAAAUUGCUGGUUUGUUGUAUCUCUGCGGAGCUCCAGGCUUUGCGAGAAGCGCGGCGGUUGCUAUUGGAUGUUUUCAAUGUGGCCGAAGCGGCCAUCUGGCCGUCAGUCGACAAAGAAGCAGAUUUCAGGAAUCACCCCCAUGGGGACAGUGAUUCAGAAGCCGAUCCCCUUGGCGUGGAUAACCCCGAGCCUCCGGCCGACUUGCUCAGGGAUACUGGAGAACACCCGCAUGAUGCAGUCACCCACUCCGAGGAUGAAGAUGAUGAGCCUGAUCCCGCCUGGCUGCUUCCUGAGACUUGAACGGGUCCUUACCUGUCCAUUAAUUGACUACCAACAGAAUGAGCCGUCAGUUAGCGUAGUAACUAUUUCGGCCAACUAUUUCAAUUUUUGGGGGACGCUCUAUCCACAAGUCAUCAAGCAACCUCAGUGGGUACUGCAUGGGCAGUGAAUAAUAUCGAGAUUCUACAACCGAACGAGUCCGGCAUGCAUCUUCAUGGAAAAGUUAUCAUUGCA